UCACGGUCUUGGAAUCCAGAACGCUACGACUAUGAGGAAAUUGAAGUGGACGAAUUUGAUCAAGAAAUUGUUGCAUCUGAGGGUAGGGCCAUGCACAUUGCGCUGCCUGUUGCCGAGCCAUAUACGGAUCCAUUCCAGGACAGAGUAUGCGAAUAUGAACAGGAAUCCUCAGAAAUGGAAUAUGCAGAUCCGCGGAGAAGUGGCGUUCGGAUAACGGUGCAAGAUCCUGCUGUUUACGGAAGACAAGGAAGUUUAUACGAUGGGAAAGAUUUAUGUAGGCGCCAGAUCGACUCGAAACAACGGCAACUAGUCGCGAGGCAUCAAUUCAAUGUCCAUCUAAAGCCUAACAAUGAGGUAAGUCAAAAGUGUUUGGAACUUUGGGCUGAUCGGCGAAGUCUUGAAGUGCAGCAAGCCCAGCAACAGUCUUCAACCGAACAGUCUGCAUCAACUUCAUUUGAAUCGAAUACCGAACCAAUUCCAUGCGAUCCGCUGGAUUCGAGAAGGCGUUCGGGUUUUCUGGAGUUACCACAAACUGCCGUUAGCAAACGACAGAAGUACAAGAACCUGCUGCUGCAUCGUAAGAGCGAUCGGGAUCGGCAUACGCCAGUGCAAGUACACGGCAAUUCUCUGGAUAGUGCACUAUCGACCGAUUCGAAUGUAUCGAUGGUUGUUAACAUUGGAACUUUCUCCACCGACUCCAAUAGAUCCGAUCAAACUGAAAUCGGCACUGGCGCAGAAUUUACGUCACAAAGCGGCUCCAGCGAGUCGAGAAAUGAGCCACGACCGAGCCAGCCAAUCGAAGCGCAGCCUUAUGCCUACUUCAACCCGGUGGCAUCGCGGUCUCAGGUUCCAGGGCUUUCAUGCACCACAGCUGCUCGCCAAACGAAAUUUGACUGCCUUCGUCGCGAUUACAGUAUUGAUUCGCAAACAGACCGCCUCUUCCAGGAAUUUAUUCGUGUCGAUCCUCGUUUUGAGACACACAGUUGGAACAAUAGAAGGCGGAGUGGAGGCAGUAGGCGGAACACGGCGUCACGUUUGAAUGGCUUCCCAAAGAAACAUCGGACACUGGACAUCGAUGAAAUGCGUGACAGUAAUAGAAUGCCCAUCCCACUCAUUUAUUUCUCCGAGGACUUGCCCAUAUUGCAAAAUGAUUUUUAA
Gongylonema pulchrum is the source of this 1158-nucleotide messenger RNA. The record is from the annotation of a GenBank genome assembly. NCBI's taxonomy places the organism in Eukaryota, Metazoa, Nematoda, Chromadorea, Rhabditida, Gongylonematidae.